AUGAUGAGCAAAAGUGACGCAUUGUUCCCAACAUUCAUAGUUCCUCUUUUUUUAUUAGUUUUUCUCAGAUUUAUUCUUCCAAUUCCAUUUAACUUUGCAGCACACACCCCAAAGCCGCAUCAAAAAAUUUCGAUUCGUUAUGACUACGCAGCAAUUGAUUCUGGGGGUAAAAUCUUAUCCGUAAUUGAAAUUUAUUUUUAAAAAAAUCCGACACACAAAAUUCCCUAUUUGAUAGUAUUUUUUUAAUAAAAUUGAAAUUAUUUUCCCAUGGUAAAGCUUAUUUAAAUAUAACAAAUUUAGCAUAGAUCAUAGUUCAAUGAUGUCUGGAUCUGGAGGGAUUUUACGUGGUGAUAGAGACAGAUAUAUGGUGGUUCCUUGCCAUUUAGGCGAGAAAUGGAUUGAUAUAAGCCUUAGUGAGGACAUUUCAAUUGACGAAUUUAUGAUAAUUCAAGGAGAGAUCUAUUCAUCGCCAUUUAAAGAAAUUGAGCUGUUUGGGUCUACUGAAUACCCACCUCAGAAAUGGAUACCAAUUGGAAACUUCACGCUUGAGGGGUCUCAAAGUCUCCAAAAAUUCAAGACAUCUCCAAUAUGGGUAAGAUUUCUGAAAUUAUAUAAAACUAAAUUGGCUGCUUAUAAAUAAUUUUUUAUCAUUUUUAUUAGUAAAUUCAAUUAAAUACAUUAUAGUGCUAAAGACUCAUUAUGGAAAUGAGUAUUAUUGUUCACUUACACAAUUUUCAGUUUUUGGGUCUAACGUUCUGAAGACUAUUAAUGACGAUUUCAAAGCUAAAAAAGAAGCAUUAGAAGAAAAGCGUAACCAAAAACAAAAUUUACUACAAGAAGUCCACAAUGAAAGUAAUAUCAAUUCUCCAUUAGAAAAACUAAGAAAAUACAGAAGAGUGUCAUUGGAUUUACCUAAAAAUCCUAUAAAAUUCGUCAUUAAAGACGAAUACACACUCUACAAAACCCUUGAAUUUGAAGAUAUUUGCUAUCAUGAUUUUAUAUGGUUUCUCAAUAAUGCUACAUAUGAAGAAAAGCCUAAUAAUUCUAACACCCCAGCUCCUAUAGAAACAAAAAUAGCUCCAUAUGAAUCUACUUUUGACCCAUUUAGAGCUAUGAUUGAUAGCAUCGCAGUUACAGAAAAAAAAUUAGACGAGCUUGAAGCUUUUACAGAUUUAUUUGUUGAAUUAGCUGAGCAUAACCAAGCCAUUGUAGAUAAGCUCAACCAAGAUCUUGAGACAGCUAAUGAAAACAAUAAAGUCCUUGAAAAUGAUUUUAUAUCAGAUGCGCUGAAAAAGUCACAGAGUUUAGAAAUUUUACAGUCUGAGAUUGAUAAUCUUAGAAAUUCAUUGAAGGAUAUGCAGUCAAAGCAGAACGAAAAAGAUGAAAUAAUAGAAAGCUUAAAUAAUUUGAUGUUUUUGGUGGUUAUUUUGUAUAUUGUUACUAUUGGAGUUUUUACCUGCUGAUUUGUUUACAGCUUGCCAAACUCUAUAAAAUCAAAAGAAUCCACAAAAAUGACCCCGCAUCAUCAAAAAACAAAUUCUACUUUGCAUAUAAAAAAUAACGAGCUUCCAAAAGUGAAAUGUUUUACCCCAAAAAGUUCUGUUUCAGACUUAGACUUUGAAAUGAAAUUCGUAAAAAAUACCUCUAAAGGACAUAAUACACAGGUUCCAAAGAGAAAACGGUAA
This is a messenger RNA of Blepharisma stoltei, 1685 nucleotides long. NCBI's taxonomy places the organism in Eukaryota, Ciliophora, Heterotrichea, Heterotrichida, Blepharismidae. The record is from the annotation of a GenBank genome assembly.